Molecule: messenger RNA, 1514 nt
Organism: Sceloporus undulatus (fence lizard)
Lineage: Eukaryota; Metazoa; Chordata; Lepidosauria; Squamata; Phrynosomatidae
Gene: ZCWPW2
Product: zinc finger CW-type and PWWP domain containing 2
Exons: 8
Coding region: 201-1232 (343 amino acids)
Cellular component (GO): nucleus
Molecular function (GO): zinc ion binding
Source: RefSeq, a predicted model, not a curated record
GAUGUCUGACUAUAUUAUUUCUUCAGUGCAGAUGCAGCCUUUUGAGAAGUUAGUUGGGACAUUAUUGUUUGAGGAGUUUCUCCUGAGCAUGGUCUUCACUAUAACAAUUUUUAAUUUAUUUUUACCUGAUCCUAUCCUUUCUUUAUGUUUCAGAAAAAAAUAACUGUUCUACCAUUUCUGACAUGUAAGAAGACUGUUAUAUGGAUUCUGAAACAAAUAGUAAUUUUUAUAUAGGUAAAGUGUGGAUUCAAUGUGAAAACACCAGCUGUUUAAAAUGGAGAUGGUUAAAACAUGAAGAUGCAACACAUAUUGAUCUAAAUGCACCAUGGUACUGUUGUAUGAAUACUGACCCACAGUUUAAUAAAUGCUCUGUUUCUGAAGAAUACAGUCCUGAUGAGUCUCAGUGUCAAAAACUUGGAUUAAAGUACAUGUACUCAAAGUUUCCUUUAGGAAGUUUAGUUCUGGUGAAAACGCAAAUGACAAGGUGGCCUGGCAUCAUUUGUCCUGAUCCUGAUAAUGGCGAGUAUGUGACAUACAACUUGGAUGGAGCUGUUGAAAACCAUCAUGUAGAAUUUCUGGGGAAAUGCCAUUCCAGGAUUUGGGCUGCUAUAAAAAACAUUGAAUAUUAUCCUGCUUCAUUUAAGGCAGAUAUAUUAAAGUGGAAACAAGCCUGGUACGAAAGUGCAUUGGAGGAAGCAAACCAACUGCUUGGCUGUUCUGUUCAGCAAAGGCUAGCAAUGUGCUACUUAUCAAAAAACGGCAGAGUAAACAAUAAGAGAGCCCAAACAAAAACUGGUACAGUAACUUGCAGGAGAAUGGUCAGAAUCUGUAGGAAGCAAAGUAGCAGCAGAAAUGGAAAACAGAGAAAGAAAAGAAUGCUAACAUGCUCACUUGACAUAGCAGACUCAGAAGAUAUCUUGUCAAUGGAAAAUCCAGUUCUCGCAGAGACAGAAAUAAUACUAAAAGAUUUGGACCAAAUUCUCAAGCAUGUUGCAGAUUCCUCCAAGCCUUCUUUCAAGUCACUUGUGGAUGGAGAGGACAAUAAUUUAAGGGAAAAGGUAUCUAACUGCUGCACAGAGUUCACUGAAAAGAGGCCAGUGGAAAGCAACACUCAAGAGGACUGUGUUAUAAUUGAUGGGAAAGCUUUGAAGGCUGGAGAGUGCAUUCAGAGCAUAACAGACAGGUUUAAGGAAAUAGAUUCUUUAAUGGCUGAAUUCCAAGACAGCUUGUAGCAUUGAUAAGAGAGAAUCUAUUAUACUAUUUACAGCCUUAAAGCGCAUCCCUUUUCAUAAGUUGCUGGAGAUCCUUAACAGCAGUUCAACAAUAUGGUUAGUUUGAUAUUCAGUUCAUUUUAACUGAGUAUUUUUUUUCUUCACAUUCAUUGAUAAAAUUUAUAUAAAACUUAUUUUGUGUAGCUUAAAAGCUGUAACAUAAUGAUAAUAAUAUGUGCUUUUAGAUUUUUUCUUUAAUAAAGAUAUAUUUACCUUGUUUUAAUCAAAUUUCACAUCUCUGGA